Miscanthus lutarioriparius is the source of this 1215-nucleotide messenger RNA. The record is from the annotation of a GenBank genome assembly. NCBI's taxonomy places the organism in Eukaryota, Viridiplantae, Streptophyta, Magnoliopsida, Poales, Poaceae.
AUGGAGAGUGCGCCGCAAACCCCCACCACGGCGGCCGCCGGCGAUGUUCUUCGCGUGGCCGACCUCCCGGGGCGCGGUCGCGGUCUCGUGGCCGCCCGCAACGUCCGCGAGGGUGAGGUGCUCCUCUCCGAGCCUCCCGUCCUCCUCUACCCGUCCACCCUCUCCUCUCUCGCCUCCUACUGCUCCGCCUGCUUCCGCUCCCUCCCCGCCGCCGCCACGACUCCCUGCGCUUCCUGCCGCGCCGCCGCCUUCUGCUUCCCGGCCUGCGCCGCCGCUUCGCACCCGCGCCUCCUCUGCGCCGCGCUCUCCCACGGCGGCGGCGCUGCCCUCGCCGCCGCCGCCCCCACCGAGGCGAUCCAAGAGCCACUCCUCUUCCUCCUCUCCGCCUACUCCCUCCCGGAGCCCACCCUCCGCUCCAUCCUCUCCCUCUCCUCGGCGCCGCCUCCGCCCCCGGGCGCGCAGGACGCCGCGGGGCUCCACGCUGCGGUGGCGGCCCUAGCACCGCCGCACAUGCUUCCCCGGGGCUUCUCGGCAGACCUAACGGCGGCGCUCCUCGCCAAGGACCGGGGCAACAGCUUCGCUAUCAUGGAGCCUUACCGCACUGGGAUGUCGCUCGAGCUCCUGAAGGCGCGGGCCUACGCGGUGUACCCCCGUGCUUCGCUGUUCAACCAUGACUGCCUGCCCAAUGCGUGCCAUUUCGAUUACCCCGACAGGCCUGGGCCAGGGAACACUGACAUUGUGGUGCGUGCACUCCAUGACAUACCUGAGGGGAGGGAGGUCUGCAUCAGCUACUUUGCGGCCAAUUGGAGGUAUGCUGAUAGGCAGCGCAGGCUGCUGGAGGAUUAUGGGUUCCGGUGUGAGUGUGAUCGCUGUCAGGUGGAGAGCCAGUGGAAGGAUGAUGAUGAUGAUAACAAUGGAGAUGAUGGGGAUGACACCAUGGAAGAGGAGGGUGAGGACGAUGCUGGAGAUAGAGGUGAUGAUGGGAUGGAGGAGGAAGAGGGGGAUGAUGCUACCGAUGGGGAUGAUGAUUUCCCACAUGCCUACUUCUUUGUCAGGUACUUAUGUGACAAUGAGGGUUGCUGGGGUAUGCUUGCUCCAUUGCCACCGUCACCGAAUGGGGACCUGUCCCAUGUGUUUGAAUGCAAUCUCUGUGGGAAGCUAAGGAAGGAAGAGGAUGCCAUGCCUGAUGAGGGCACUUCUGGCAUGGUCCAUUAG